Penicillium samsonianum is the source of this 723-nucleotide messenger RNA. RefSeq lists its product as uncharacterized. The record is from RefSeq and is a predicted model, not a curated record. The coding region runs from base 1 to 723 and encodes 240 amino acids. The transcript is spliced from 2 exons. Lineage: Eukaryota; Fungi; Ascomycota; Eurotiomycetes; Eurotiales; Aspergillaceae.
AUGCCAAAUUACAGCAUCAAUAUUCCUGGCUUUCAGGUAGGAUAUAAUGCUUCAACGAGCAGAUUCCGCAUGAAUGGGAUCCCAAGUGGGCAGCGCGAGCCCCCUGAUUCCCCUACCCUUCAAUCUUCCACCCCUAGGAGCUCCUUAUCAGAUGAAGGGGAUGGCAUUAAUUCUGGACCUACGGACAAUAAUAUUCUGAGUUCUUGUCUGGAAGAUACUCAGCGCAAAAUUUCUGAGUUGCAAGCUAUUGUCGGCCAAAACCCAGCGCAUCUUGAUCUAACAACACGCCUCAAUCGACUUUCUUCUCAUAUAAAAGAAAUCCAAGACUGGAAAAGCUUGAUUGGCAAGGAUAUCGAGAGUGAUUAUCUAGCGCUCCUUUACCUCUUCAUGUGGACAUGUGACAGAGUGGAACACUUCAUAACGCAAGAGCAAGAGCAUGUUACGCCUCUUCAUGAGCUUGUGACCUGCCUUCUAGGCCUCGAUUUUGCACAUAAGGCAUUAGAGAGUGUUCGAGACUGCAAACCGCAAGAAAAGCUCACAGCGGUUUCCGGAGUAUAUCAUGAGAGCCAGGCGAGAGUCGAUUUUCAUUGCCAGAAGAUUGAAAAUUCAUCAACAGCUCGUCAUGAGCAGAAUCCGCCAACGGGAGCGAGCAUCAUCACAAGAUUUGGAGGGGGAAAUUCUGGGGUUCAAAUGGGUUUGAACUAUGGUACCUUAUAUCUUUAG